AUGUCCAAAGAGGAGGCUGGCCACGUCGAUGACAGUCAUGAUGAGGGAGUUGGACUCACCGAUUCCCAUCGCGAAUACUUGCUACGCCGCCACGGAACCGUAGAGCUGGACCCGGUCCCGUCCCCCAGCGACGACGACCCGCUGAACUGGUCACGACCCAAGAAAGACCUGAACCUCUUCUUCGUCGCUUUCCACUCUUUCAUCGGCCUCUUCACCGCAUCGGCCAUCCAGUGUACCUUUGUCUCCAUCGCCGAGGACCUUCAGGUAUCUGUGCAAGAUGCAAGCUACCUCGUCUCUGUCUUUAUCGCCAUCCUCGGCGUCGCGCCGCUGAUAUGGCAGCCGUUGUCCCGCGUUUACGGCCGACGGCCUGUAUUCAUCGCCUCUCUGCUCUUCAGCCUGGUCGGGAACGUUGCCUGUGCUGUCGUGCACAACUACUCCGCGAUGGCUUUCUUUCGGGCUUUCACAGCAUUCUUCAUUAGCCCGCCGCUCGCCCUAGGCAGCGGUGUCGUGGGCGAGACCUUCUUUAAGAAGGAGAGAGGGCGGUACAUGGGCGUGUGGGCCAUGAUGAUGACCCUCGGCGUGCCGGUCGGGCCGCUGGUGUUUGGUUUCGUCGCCGUGAGGGUCGGGUACCGAUGGAUAUACUGGACUCUCGCCAUCACCAACGGCGCGCAACUGCUGGCGUACGCGCUCCUAGGCUCUGAGACGCGAUACGUCCACGAUCCCGCCCUUGAGGCCAGGCCCAGGCCUUCGGCGGCACAGCGCCUUCUUAAGUUCCGGCGCGUCGACCCGACUCGCCUUACCUGGUACGACUUCCUGCAUCCGCUGACGCUUGUCACCAAUCCAAAUGUGGCCAUAGCGGCCGUGGCGUACGCAAUGAUCUUUCUCUGGGGUUGUGUCAUGACCACACUCAUGGUGCCACAAAUCUAUCCGCAAAUAUGGGGCUUUGAUGCAGAGAAGGUGGGAUUGCAGUACAUCGCAUUCAUCGUGGGAACCGUCAUCGGGGAGCUUGGAGGCGGAUUCGCUUCGGACCAUUGGAUGAGGCUGGCAUCGAGACGGGAGGGCGCGGCACCGAAACCAGAGUUUCGCCUGUGGCUGAGUUACUUUGGGUAUUUGCUCACCAUCUGCGGGGUCGUCGUGUUUCUCGUGCAGCUGGGAGCGGCGUCGAAUACGUGGGACGUGACGCCGGACGUGGGCAUGGCCAUUGGCGGCGCCGGUAAUCAGGUCGUGACGACGGUCAUGAUAACGUACGCCGUCGAUUGUUUGCCUCACGACGGAGCCGCGGUCGGCACGUUUGUAAUCUUUGUGCGCCACAUUUGGGGAUUCAUUGGGCCGUUCUGGUUUCCCCAAAUGAUCAACGCGCUUGGGUUUGCGAGGAGCACGGCCGUUCCCAUUGCCAUGAUAGUCGGUGUAUAG
Messenger RNA from Purpureocillium lilacinum, 1413 nucleotides. RefSeq lists its product as uncharacterized. NCBI's taxonomy places the organism in Eukaryota, Fungi, Ascomycota, Sordariomycetes, Hypocreales, Ophiocordycipitaceae. Gene Ontology annotation, molecular function: transmembrane transporter activity. Gene Ontology annotation, cellular component: plasma membrane. The record is from RefSeq and is a predicted model, not a curated record. Gene Ontology annotation, biological process: transmembrane transport.